UUAAAUAUGCUCUCAAUUAAUAAGCGGCUAUGUAUGCAGUCCAUGUCAUUUUUGUUUGACAAAAACAAAAACAGGAAUAUUCACAUUGCACAGCAUGUUAAACAUUUUAUUUUAUUUAUGAUUGCAGUAACCAUGAAGACAUCAUACGGAAAUUGAAGCCUCUGUACAAGAUGGACUGUUAUUUGUCAAGAUCAAUUGCAAGAACUAUAAAUGCACAAGAUCAUCAUGUUUUGAUUUCUGAUCUACUUUCUUUGGAAUCAGCGUGUGCAAUUUCGCUUCGACAAAAGCAGCUUCCUUACAAAGUUUCAGCAACGAAACAAAUUUGGAUGGAAGAAGCGUAUCGAAAUGUCAACAUUCGCUUACAGAGUAAAUUAGAUGACCGUGAAAGAACACACAUCGACAAUACAAGCGAACAAAUGACAGCUAAUUCCAACACUGUUUGUUCUAUGACGAAGUUAGAAGGAGAAGUGAAUGUUACAAUUCAAAUAGCGUGGUUAACGUCAGCAGCAUUGAUGCCUUGCACAUUCAAGCAGGGGAAAAGGACCGCAGAGUCAUAUGCCACGGUAACUAGCUUGAAAGACUCGGAAAGCACACCUGUGAUGCCCGUGGUCUUAAGAAAUUGGUUGCCAAAAGUGAGAAAUACGAGUAUGCAAAAAAGUAACAUAAAGACAACAAAAACCUAUUACAAGGAAUAUUCGGGUGAUAAUUAUUUUCAGUGUUUUGGCGAUGAUAGCUAUUAUAAUUACAGCGAAGAUGAGUAUGAAGAACAGGAUGAUGAGUAUACUGACAGCGAAGAUGAUUGUUGCUUCGAUAUCGAUGACGCAUACAGUAAUGUGAGGCAUUCGAGCAAGACAAAGUUUGCUAAUAUACUCGAUGAUGACACCUAUAACGAGUUUGCUAAUUGGCACUCAAAUAAACGCUUCUAUUACGAACGUAAUGAUGACUUUAGAGAUAGACAUGUUGAUGUUCAUUAUAAUGACAGAGAAAAUGGUUAUAGCAAUAAAACCCGUUAUGGUGACUACUACAAUCGCAUCGAAAACUACGAAGCUAUAGAUGAAGACGACUAUGACUAUGAAGAUUAUGAUUUAGACCACAUGUUUGUGAAAUACAUAGCCGAUACGACGAGCGAGGAUUCCUUCAAGAGUUGGGAAUCCUAUUCCGAUGAAGACAUGUUUGGUGAGCACGAAGAACAAUACUAUUUCGUCAGGGAUUAUUCAUUAGAUGAAGAGGCAUAUGAGAAACCAUUUGAGGAAGACUCAGACUGGUAAAUGACGACAAAGAUGAUUAUCAUAUUUUAAUAUGAGUUGUAUAAAAAACUAACAUACAUUCUACGUAAUUCAAUUAAUUCCUGUUUACAGUGUUUAAUUAAAAACCCUUCGCAUAAUUGUGAUCAUGAUUUUAAAUGUUAUGCUUAAAAUAUUCGCGAUGCAUAGAUUAUGGGGCUAUAUGUAUUUUGAAUAUGUCAGUGUUGAGACGAUGUUCUUUGUUUAAU
Messenger RNA from Dreissena polymorpha, 1492 nucleotides. RefSeq lists its product as uncharacterized. The transcript is spliced from 3 exons. The record is from RefSeq and is a predicted model, not a curated record. Bases 171 to 1268 code for a protein of 365 amino acids. Lineage: Eukaryota; Metazoa; Mollusca; Bivalvia; Myida; Dreissenidae.